GCGCCUCCCUUCAACGGUCCCACCGCCCGCCCAGCGGCUGUGUCCUGCCACCUGUCUCCUAGGCACCGCGGGAAUGGAGGCCCUGAGCACGGCUGCGGGCAGUGCUGUGCCUGGGACAGCCCCGAGGACCACCCCCUCGGCCCCAGGCCCCGGGCCCCGCAGCACAGCGGCUGAGCCGGCCAGCACUCCCGGAGCCAGCCCCGCCUCCCCCAGCACCGGCCCCGGCCCAGGGCCCACAGGCUGGCGUCUGCCGCGCUGGGCCGUCGUCCUCGUCGCUCUGGCGGCCGUCACGCUCGGCGCUGGGCUGCUGGUGGGGAUGAGUGUCUGCCUGGGACACUUUCCCUCCCACUUGGUACACAGUGGCCCCAGCAUCGGCCUGGGUCUGGACCUGGACACGGGGCUGGGCCCUGGGCUGUUCCGCGGCGAGGGAGGUGAGCUGGCCCACGGAGGAGCACAUGGCUUUGGACACGGAGUGGGCCACGAGCUGAGCCACAGCCACGGCGGUCCUUACGGCAUGCACCACGGAGGGCAUCGUGGGCGCGGGGGAGGCCCUGACCAUGGCCAUGAAGUGGAUCCCAGACGAGGCCACUGGGGAAGCCAUGGGGCGGGCCCCGGGGGGCACCACCGCAGGACGCGAUGGCUAUGGCCCUAGACCGGGCCCCGGACACGCUCUGGGGAAAGGCAGUGUAUGUGGGAGGCGGUCCGGGAGGAGAAGAAGAGAAUGACCAUGGGAUGGUUAAAUGGGACAUCAAGAGACUGUUUUGGCUCAAUGGAUAGAGCAUCGGUUUGGGGACUGAAAGGUUCCAGGUUCGAUUUCGGUCAAGGACAUAUAC
Messenger RNA from Pipistrellus kuhlii (Kuhl's pipistrelle), 833 nucleotides. RefSeq names its product mucin 22 (gene MUC22). The coding region runs from base 74 to 652 and encodes 192 amino acids. The record is from RefSeq and is a predicted model, not a curated record. NCBI's taxonomy places the organism in Eukaryota, Metazoa, Chordata, Mammalia, Chiroptera, Vespertilionidae. The transcript is spliced from 2 exons.